CUGAGUUUGUCUAAUUAGGGGGCGGAGCCUCCGAGAGACGCUGGGGCUCGUGAAAUUGGCUGGAAGGAUGGGAGGGUGGUCUUGAAAGACAAAGAGUUAGGGCGAGUUAUGAGGCACCCACGUUGGGGUGGGGGGGAUAUGAUUCCGCAAGAGUCAGAGCAAAGAGUCUGGAAUACCCAAGGGAGGGUUUUGGGGGGAGAAACAACUACUCCAGGUGACUUUGGGACCACUCCCAGGUUCCCCAGGAACUCGGGACUGGGGAGUGAGGACAUUCAUUCAUUCAACAAACAUUUACCGAGUCCUGUUUGCCUGUGCUAAGUAGAUGAGUAGGUGAACUAGGCAGAUAGACAAGGACUGUGCUCCCCUGACGCUUGCGUCUAGCAGGGGAGAAAGGCAUUAAAGAGAUUUAUUGUGUUGUGUUCUGGAAAGGAGAUAAAGAUGGAGUGCUGGAGUGGGGGUGGGGGACCUAAAUUUAGACGAGAGCGGUCAGCUGUGGAGUGGCUUAUAUUUACACUGGGGUCAGGGAGAUAAGCAGGAGCCAGUCACGAGGGAUAUUACUAUGACGGCUUUGGAUUUUUAAGUGCCGUUGGAGCCACAGAAGCGUUUUGAGUGGGAAAAUGACUUGCUCGGGUUUCCAUUUUCAAAAGGUGCUGGUGCCUGAUGACAGCAGCCCCGCCACACCCCCGACCGACCUCAUUGAGAUCCAGGUGGUGAAGGUGACAGACACCACGCUGGUGCCCGAGCCCCCGGAGCCAGGUUCUUUUCAUUGUGCCUUGUGCCCGGCUGCCUUCCGGCUGGUCUCGGAGCUGCUGUUCCACGAACAUGGCCACCUGGCGGGGGCCGAGGGCAGUGGGCAGGGUGCAGACCCAAGCCGGUGCCACGUGUGUGGCCACAGCUGCCCGGGCCCUGCCAGCCUGCGUGCCCACUACAGCCUGCACACUGGAGAGCGCCCCUACCGCUGCCCCCUCUGCCCCCGGGCCUUCAAGGCUCUGGCGCCCCUGCUGCGGCACCAGCACCGGCACGGGGAGGAGCCGGGGGCCUCUCAGAGGCCCUCAGAGGUGGCGGCCGCGGUUCGGGGACAGGAGCCUGGGGUGCCCCCCGAGCGGUCAGAGGUGGUGAUAGCAGCGGCGGCAGCGGGCGCGGCUGUGGGGAAGCCCUUCGCCUGCAGGUUCUGCGCCAAGCCAUUCCGCCGCUCCUCGGACAUGCGCGACCACGAGCGAGUGCACACGGGCGAGCGGCCCUACCACUGCGGCGUCUGCGGCAAGGGCUUCACGCAGUCCUCGGUGCUGAGCGGCCACGCCCGCAUCCACACCGGCGAGCGCCCCUUCCGCUGCGCGCUCUGUGACCGCACUUUCAACAACUCCUCCAACUUCCGCAAGCACCAGCGCACCCACUUCCAUGGCCCAGGGCCUGGGCUCAGGGACUCUGGGAGCCAGCAGGUGGCGGAGACAGAGGGGCCAGGGAGUAGGUGUGGGGCAGGAAACACUCGAGAAGAGGGGUGUGGGGACGCAGCAACUGUGAAGGGGGAGGUGGAUCAGUAGGCUGGUUAACAGGGGUGGUAAGCAGCAGGUUUCAGGGGAGGGGUUGGGUGGGACAAGGAGGCAGGUGACCCAAGAGGGAAGGCUGGGUGAGAGGUGACAUCGUGAGCAGCUAGUGGGAGAGCAGCCGGACAGCCAGGGUCAUGGCUCCCACAAACCCUCACACGGCAGCUCAGGGACUGGGAGAAAGGCACGGACACAGUCCAGUGGAUGUCCAGCUAAAUGGGAGGAACAUGGGCUGGGUGUCCUUUCCCUGUCUGCCUGCCCUGGGUCAUCCUUGUGCAAGACACAGCUUGUAACAACAGAGCCGGUGGCCCACACAGGGCAGAUCCAGGGUACACCACAUUGUCCCUGGGCAGCUCUUUAUCUGCUGAACCCUGAAGUGUCUUGGGGCCUAGGGUGGACUGGGGUGACAUCUUCUGCCUACCUCACUGGGUUGCACUGAACUUGGGAGACCUAGCCGCCCACCCUCAGGUAGAAGACACCAGCCAGGCCCUCCACAGAGACUGGAGUCCCACCACCUCAAAGCCAUAGAUCCCCCAGCUCACAGCCCAGAGCACUUGGGUCUCCGCCAUGUGAGCCUGACUGGCCGUAAGGAUUGUGACUGCAAGAGCUGCUACCCCUGCUCCCAUAGUGAUUCCUCCUUAACCCACCAGACCUGCCUCCUCUUUCCAAGGCAACUGAAAAUGCAGACCGAAAAUAGCCACCUAACAUCCUGUCCUCAAGGUUUAGUCUCACAGCCCACACCCCACACCUACAAAAAUAGCCUCAGGUUUCUCUAAUCUCCUCCACUCCCAACCUAAAGCAAGCAGUUUACUGCCUGGCCCCAGAUUGCCCCAAGGAAGGGUCGGUGGAUGGCCAGAUAUGGGGAGUGUACCUGGCGAGUGGGGGCGAGGGGAGGACUUGGGAGCUGGAGGUGGGAAGCCUUCAGCUCCGUUCCUAUUAAAGGACUUUCUGAAGGGU
Messenger RNA from Phyllostomus discolor (pale spear-nosed bat), 2501 nucleotides. It is a transcript of the gene ZNF784, whose product is annotated as zinc finger protein 784. Gene Ontology annotation, biological process: negative regulation of transcription by RNA polymerase II. Lineage: Eukaryota; Metazoa; Chordata; Mammalia; Chiroptera; Phyllostomidae. Gene Ontology annotation, molecular function: DNA-binding transcription repressor activity, RNA polymerase II-specific; RNA polymerase II cis-regulatory region sequence-specific DNA binding. Bases 618 to 1541 code for a protein of 307 amino acids. The transcript has 2 exons. The record is from RefSeq and is a predicted model, not a curated record.